AUUAGCGCUCGAUGCUGCGUACCCUUAUAAGAUGUCUAUGGUCACUUGUUGAAGUAAAUGUACUUCAUUCAUUGAUGUCCCAUUGAAACAAAUGUUGGCCAACAUAUUGUGUGGUAUCCUAACAUCACCGACAGGUGGCGGUAUAGUAUGAUAAAGUCACACGAGGAGGAAUAACAGAAAGCGGCGUUUGAUGGAGAAGACGUUAUAGUGGUCCUUAUGGUUAUUUGUUCUAAAUCAUUCCGUACACCAUAUAUCGUUGAAUAGUGAAAUUAUCGGUAAUAAGUGGUUGUAUUCGGAUACAUUAGUCUGAGUGCACUUUGAUGAUUCUCGUGCUUCGCUAGCUUAGCGUGCUAGUUAGCUUAGCGUGUUAGCCGCUAAGAAAGAGAGACGGAAGUGAUCAAAACACAUCGCUAAGCAGAGAUCAAGUGUGAACGUAAAGUGUUGUGAUUGUGUAAAAAAAUGUGCGAAAGAACGACAGCAGAGUACGAGGAGAAAGAGCGACAACGUCAACUACUGGACGCUGUUUUCAAGAAACAUCAAGUUGUGUUACACAGAACAGACGUCCAGCAGCCCCACAUUAAAGAGGAAGAGGAGGAAGUGUGGAUCACCCAGGUGGGACCUUGUCUUUUAGGGCAGGAGGAGGCUGAUCUCAGCAAGUUUCCACUGACUGUUGUCUCUGUGAAGACUGAAGAGCAUGAAGACAAACCACCUGAGUCCUCACAGCUUCAUCACAGUCCAAACGUCCCUGAGCAGCAGGAGUGGACUUACAGGAUGGAGCAGGAUGAACCUCAUGUUAAAGAGAAAAUGAGGCAUCCACACCACCCACAUAUAAAGGAAGAAGAGGAGGAGUCACACUACCCCCACUUUAAAGAGGAGAAAGAGCCACAUGGUAUUUACAUUAAGAAGGAGGAGCCACAGAUCCCCCACAUUACAUCACACAGAAAGACAGAGAGAAGUCAUUGGUCCUCUCACAUUAAAGAAGAAGAGGAGGAACACAGCAUCGGUCAGAAAGGAGAGCAUAUUGAUGGACUGGAGGAGUUCCCAGUGACUGGUGUCCCUGUGAAGAGUGAAGAUGAUGAGGUCAAACGGUUGGAGGAGUUCCCAGCGAUUGGUGUCCCUGUGAAGAGUGAAGAUGAUGAGGUCAAACGGUUGGAGGAGUUCCCAGUAACUGGUGUCCCUGUGAAGAGUGAAGAUGAUGAGGUCAAAUGGUUGGAGGAGUUCCCACUAACUGGUGUCCCUGUGAAGAGUGAAGAUGAUGAGGUCAAACGGUUGGAGGAGUUCCCAGCGAUUGGUGUCCCUGUGAAGAGUGAAGAUGAUGAGGUCAAACGGUUGGAGGAGUUCCCAGUGACUGGUGUCCCUGUGAAGAGUGAAGAUGAUGAGGUCAAACGGUUGGAGGAGUUCCCAGUGACUGGUGUCCCUGUGAAGAGUGAAGAUGAUGAGGUCAAAUGGUUGGAGGAGUUCCCAGUGACUGGUGUACCUGUGAAGAGUGAAGAUGAUGAGGUCAAACGGUUGGAGGCGUUCCCAGUGACUGGUGUACCUGUGAAGAGUGAAGAUGAUGAGGUCAAACGGUUGGAGGCGUUCCCAGCGAUUGGUGUCCCUGUGAAGAGUGAAGAUGAUGAGGUCAAACGGUUGGAGGAGUUCCCAGUGACUGGUGUUCCUGUGAAGAGUGAAGAUGAUGAGGUCAAAUGGUUGGAGGAGUUCCCAGUGACUGGUGUCCCUGUGAAGAGUGAAGAUGAUGAGGUCAAACGGUUGGAGGAAUUCCCAGUAACUGGUGUCCCUGUGAAGAGUGAAGAUGAUGAGGUCAAAUGGUUGGAGGAGUUCCCAGUGACUGGUGUCCCUGUGAAGAGUGAAGAUGAUGAGGUCAAAUGGUUGGAGGAGUUCCCAGUGACUGGUGUCCCUGUGAAGAGUGAAGAUGAUCGUGUCGAAGGUGAAAGUGAGGAGAAGAGAGAGGCGGAGCCUCCGAGCAGCUCAACAGAAGCUGAUGGAGACCAAAGUGGAGGAUCACAAGCAGACAAGCUCUUAGCUCCACUAUCAGAUAGUGAGGACACAACGUCACACUCUCCUGACACUGAUGAUGAAGACUCUAAAGAUGAUAAGACAUGUCACACUGACAACACACACUUCACAUGCUCUCACUGCGGCAAAACUUUUCACAACCGUUACCUGAAAGAACACAUGAGAACGCACACCGAAGAAAAACCUUUCACCUGCUCAGUCUGCGGCACGGGUUUUAUACGCAAGAGUAAUCUGAAGGCACACAUGAGAAUGCACACCGGCGAAAAAACAAUCACCUGCUCAGUUUGUAGUAAAAGAUUCGCUCGGGUGGACUAUUUGCUAACACACAUGAAAAUACACACCGGGGAAAAACCCUUUUCAUGUUCAAGAUGCGGUAGGUGUUUUAAAGAAAAGACUGAUUUCAAAGUACACAUGAGAAUACACACCGGAGACAAACCAUUCAUGUGUUUAGUUUGUAGCAAACGGUUCACCCAGAAGGCACAUUUGAAGAAACACACAAGAAUACACACCGGCGAAAAACCUUUUAUCUGCUCAAUUUGCUUCAAAGGGUUUACGCAGAGUCACAAUUUGAAAAGGCACACACGAACGCAUUCUGGUGAGAAGGUGUUGAGUUGCGACGUGUGCGGUGAAAGAUUCUCUUAUAAGUACCAGUAUACAAAACAUGAGUGUGCUGGUGAGAACAGCAACAACAAAUGAAGAUGCAGCAUUCCAAAUAAACUGUCAGAACUUCGAUAAAUUUGACUUUUUGACAUCAGCACAAAUAUCAGCUACGAACUAUGGGAGACCGGGCUUUCUACUCCCUGACCACCUGAGGGCACCUCAGACUGUGGAUGCUUUGAAAAAAGGCUUAAAUACCCUUCUUU
Molecule: messenger RNA, 2879 nt
Organism: Nerophis ophidion (straightnose pipefish)
Lineage: Eukaryota; Metazoa; Chordata; Actinopteri; Syngnathiformes; Syngnathidae
Product: zinc finger protein 2-like
Exons: 3
Coding region: 460-2712 (750 amino acids)
Biological process (GO): regulation of transcription by RNA polymerase II
Cellular component (GO): nucleus
Molecular function (GO): RNA polymerase II cis-regulatory region sequence-specific DNA binding; DNA-binding transcription factor activity
Source: RefSeq, a predicted model, not a curated record